Messenger RNA from Trichoderma atroviride IMI 206040, 159 nucleotides. RefSeq lists its product as uncharacterized. Lineage: Eukaryota; Fungi; Ascomycota; Sordariomycetes; Hypocreales; Hypocreaceae. Gene Ontology annotation, molecular function: endopeptidase inhibitor activity. The record is from RefSeq and is a predicted model, not a curated record. Gene Ontology annotation, biological process: vacuole fusion, non-autophagic.
GCCAAGAAGAAGGCCACCGACGCUGGUGGCAAGAUCACUCAGGAAUACAGCUUGAUCAAGGGCUUCGCCGUUGAAUACCCCGAAGGCACUGUCUCAACUCUCGACCAGGACCCAUCGGUCAAGGCCGUCGAGGAGGACUCUGUGAUGCGAACGCAGUAG